CUCACUACUCAACACUCCUCGACAUUCCACAAAUUCCCCACCAACGAUUAAUUCGCUUGGAAGACUGAUUCACCAUGUCCAAAAUCACAGUCGCCGGAGUGCGUGGAAACGUAAAGGAGCUAUUGGAGUACUCCACAAAUGAGAAGAAGCGGAACUUCCUCGAGACCGUCGAGCUCCAAAUUGGACUCAAGAACUAUGACCCCAUGCUUGCCCCAGGUUCCCCGGCCAAACAUGUCUAUCUGUAUCCUUGGAGACCAGCACGACAUCGAUCGCGCCAAGCACCACAACUUUGA
Tuber melanosporum (Perigord truffle) is the source of this 293-nucleotide messenger RNA. RefSeq lists its product as uncharacterized. The record is from RefSeq and is a predicted model, not a curated record. The coding region runs from base 75 to 293 and encodes 72 amino acids. NCBI's taxonomy places the organism in Eukaryota, Fungi, Ascomycota, Pezizomycetes, Pezizales, Tuberaceae. The transcript is spliced from 4 exons.